AUCAGUGAGAAAACUACACAAAAAAACAUCAUGAAUUGCCUCAAAUCCAUGUCUGGUCUCUUCUUUCUGAUCAUGACAAUAGUAGUGCCGCCGGGAGUAUCGGUAAGGCAGCCAAGUCCAAACUGCACCACCACAUGCGGCGGUGUCAACAUCACAUUCCCCUUUGGCACAACCCCAGAUUGCUAUCUACAACCGUCUUACCUUAUCGUCUGCAACGACACCCAUUUCAAUCCUCCCCGACCAUUUCUGGGUCGUAACACAAAAACUUCCCCUCAAGUGCUGGACGUAAUGCACCAUGGACAAUUGCGUGUCUCAUCACGUGUUGCUCGUAAUUGCUACGACCAGUCUGGCGAUCCGAUCAAUGAGGAGACCUUAAUAGCGACCCAAGUUCUGCCAAACAACUUCUUCUUCUCCGAUACGAAAAACAAGUUGAUGGGUAUCGGUUGUGAUACUGUAGUAGUAGGUGUAGGCACCUUAAAUGUUAACUUUACUUCCGGUUGUGUAUCUCUCUGCGCUAGUCCUCAGGAUGUUACCAAUGGAUCUUGCUCUGGUUUUGGGUGUUGCCAGACUUCUAUACCCAAACAGGUAAAGCUCUAUGGGCUUGGAAUUGGCAGUUUAAAUAAUCAUACGAAUGUUUGGGAAUUUGAUCCGUGCAGCCAUGCUUUUCUUGGCGAAACCAACGCUUUCAACUUUACAUUAUCCGACAUUCGUGGCCUAUUAGAUAGGAAGAGUUUUCCUGUUAUGUUGGAUUGGGCGAUUGGGAAUAAGACUUGCGAAGAAGAAAGGAAGAAUUCUUCGAGCUUCGCUUGCAAGGCGAUUAAUAGUGAUUGCUUCAACUCGACUAAUGGACCUGGCUAUUUCUGCAAUUGUUCUUCGGGCUAUCGAGGGAAUCCUUAUCUUGUUAAUGGCUGUUAUGAUAUUGAUGAAUGCAUGUCUGCUUCAAAUCCAUGCAAUUUGAAUGCAGACUGCAAAAAUUCAAUGGGAAAUUUCUCUUGUUCCUGCAAAAAAGGAUUCGAAGGAGAUGGUUUGAGUUGUAUUCCAAAGAUUGAGGGUAAUAAUUCCAAAAUACUAAUCAUUGCUCUAAGUGUUACCAUUGGCCUUUUAGUCCUGGUAGUUGCAUGCUCAUGGUUAUAUUGGAUUCAAAGGAAAAGAAAAAUCAUAAAACUUAGGGAAAAUUUCUUCAAUCAAAACGGGGGCUUGUUACUACAACAGAAGCUCUCACAACAUGAAUCAUCGUCACGCGAUCAAACGAUAAAGAUUUUCACUAUAGAAGAUCUCAAGAAGGCGACGAACAACUAUAGUGAAGACAGAGUUAUCGGGCAGGGCGGAUUCGGAACAGUCUACAAAGGAGUAUUGACCGAUGACAGAGUUGUGGCCAUUAAGAAAUCUAAGAUAAGCGACGAAAGCCAAACAGAGCAGUUCGUUAAUGAAGUUAUCAUCCUGUCACAAAUCAAUCAUAGAAACGUGGUGAAGCUUAUAGGAUGUUGUCUAGAGACGGAAGUCCCUUCUUUAGUUUACGAGUUCAUCACGAAUGGAACUCUUUCGCAGCGCAUUCAUGACGAUGAUUCUGCAUUUCCUUUGCUCACGUGGGAUAUGCGUUUGAAGAUAGCUGCAGAUACUGCAGAAGCAUUGGCUUAUUUGCACUCGGCAGCUUCUAUCCCGAUCAUCCAUAGGGAUAUCAAAUCCGCUAAUAUACUCUUGGAUGACAUGUAUACUGCAAAAGUUUCUGAUUUCGGGGCUUCCAAGCUUGUUCCUGCGGAUAAAACCGAAAUAGCUACUCUUGUUCAAGGGACUUUCGGUUACUUGGAUCCGGAAUAUUUCUUUUCAAACCAAUUAACGGAGAAGAGCGAUGUUUAUAGCUUUGGGGUAGUCCUUGUGGAGCUGGUAACGGGCGAAAAAGCAUUAUCUUUUGAGAGGCCUGAAAAACAUAAGAACUUGGCCAUGCAUUUGGUUUGUGCGAUGAAUGAAGGGCGUCUAAUAGAGAUAUUGGAUAGUAAAAUUGUUAAUAAGGAAAGUUUGGAUCAGAUGAGGGGCGUGGCUAACUUAGCCCAAAGAUGCUUGAGGAUGAGCGGGGUCGAAAGGCCUAGCAUGAAAGAAGUGGCUAUGGUGCUGGAGGGGCUAAAGAAAACAGAGAUUCAUCCUUGGGCAGAUGAUCAGUUUAAUUCAUCUACCGAUGAAACUACAGUUCUAAUAGAAAUCGAUUAUAAUGGUUAUUCCGAAAGUACUAAAGCUUAUGAUAGCUUGAGAGAUCGUAUGAAUGAAAGAUUAGAUGGUGGAAGAUAA
Molecule: messenger RNA, 2283 nt
Organism: Impatiens glandulifera
Lineage: Eukaryota; Viridiplantae; Streptophyta; Magnoliopsida; Ericales; Balsaminaceae
Product: putative wall-associated receptor kinase-like 16
Exons: 2
Coding region: 31-2283 (750 amino acids)
Biological process (GO): cell surface receptor signaling pathway; protein phosphorylation
Cellular component (GO): plasma membrane
Molecular function (GO): polysaccharide binding; ATP binding; calcium ion binding
Source: RefSeq, a predicted model, not a curated record